Molecule: messenger RNA, 510 nt
Organism: Carica papaya (papaya)
Lineage: Eukaryota; Viridiplantae; Streptophyta; Magnoliopsida; Brassicales; Caricaceae
Product: taximin
Source: RefSeq, a predicted model, not a curated record
UUUCCCUGAAAAUUUCAUCAACCAGAAAAAACAACUCAGAAGGUAAAAAGAAGAAGAAACAAUCGGAAGAGAUAAUGGGAGAGUGUAGGCCACUGGGUUUCUUGCUGGGGCUGCCAUUUGCUCUGCUCGCUCUGGUUUUUUCUCUUGUUGGUGCAGUUAUCUGGGUCAUUGGGUCUGUGUUGAGUUGCUUGUGCCCAUGUUGCAUCUGCUGUGCUUCACUGGCGAAUUUCGCCGUGUCGCUCGUGAAGCUUCCUGUUAAGAUAUUGAGAUGGUUCAUUCAUCAAUUUCCAUGUUGAAAUCGAUUUUAAUUUUCCGAUUGGCAUGAGAGUUUAUGGGGAGAACUUCUUGGUACGUAAUUCAUAGGUUGUAUCUUUUUUAAUGGUAAGAAGAUUAAUUGAUUAAACAAGACCAUUGUAUUUUCCACGUUGUUUCGAUUUAUGUGAUUAAAAUAGCCAUUUAAUUAACAUCUUGUAAUUAAAUAUAAAUUAAUAAAUUAUAAAUCUUUUGUAA